AUUAUACUAAACGACAGAGGUCAUUUUCUAAUUUUCGUAAAGCAAUUUGCUAAACGCUAAACUUCAUUAUUUUUGAUUUCUUCUUUUAUAGAACACGUAAUUUAUCAUAACUAAAUAAUGGCUUCAUUCCUGCGAUCCACCAAAUUAGUUGCUAAGCUCACACAGGGACCGACUAAAUGCUUUUCAAGAAAUUAUGCUGAUCAAAUGAACUUCACAUUUGCUGCCGCCAAUCAAAUUUUUUAUGCCAACAAAAAUAUCAAGCAAGUUGAUGUACCAUCUUUCAGUGGUUCAUUUGGUAUCUUACCAAAUCAUGUACCCACAUUGGCUGUUCUCCGCCCUGGAAUUGUAACGGUAUAUGAAGAUGAAGGAACAUCAAAAAAAAUAUUUGUUUCUAGUGGAACGAUAACUGUAAAUGAGGAUUCUAGUGUUCAAGUUUUGGCUGAAGAAGCUCACCCGAUUGAAGAUAUUGAUGGAUCAGCCGCACGUCAAGUACUACAAGAGGCUCAAAGUCAACUCUCAACUGCAUCAGGUGAUGUUGCCAAGGCAGAAGCUGCAAUUGCUGUUGAAGUAGCUGAAGCACUUGUUUUAGCAGCAGGAAACUAAUACUGAACGUAAACUAUGUAUUAUAAUAUUAGUAUGGAAAUUUGUUUAAAAAUUUUGUCAUACUCAAUUAGGUUUAUCAAAUUAAAUUGAAUUUCUACAUGUUCCGUUAUGUUUGCUGGUUUUUAAAAUUUAAAAUUAUAAUUAUUCUCAUCAGUAUCCAAUAAAAAAAAUUCCAUAAUUAUCUGAGUUUUAGUUUUUAGUUUUGGCUAACAAUAUUUUAAUUUAGUGAUGUUCCAUUAAGUAUUAUUAAAUAAUAUACAAUAUUAUAUUUACAUAAUAAAAUAUUGAAAUAUAUUAUUGUUUAAACAAUCAUUUCAUAUUUUAAUCAAAUUGUAAAAAUCUUUGAUUUAUUAUUAAUUCAUUCUAGGGCUAAAAUUAAAAUAAUAAAUUAUGAUAUGUGUAGCAA
Acyrthosiphon pisum (pea aphid) is the source of this 1009-nucleotide messenger RNA. It is a transcript of the gene ATPsyndelta, whose product is annotated as ATP synthase, delta subunit. The record is from RefSeq and is marked provisional. Lineage: Eukaryota; Metazoa; Arthropoda; Insecta; Hemiptera; Aphididae. Gene Ontology annotation, biological process: proton motive force-driven ATP synthesis. Gene Ontology annotation, molecular function: proton-transporting ATP synthase activity, rotational mechanism.